Messenger RNA from Oppiella nova, 1350 nucleotides. NCBI's taxonomy places the organism in Eukaryota, Metazoa, Arthropoda, Arachnida, Sarcoptiformes, Oppiidae. The record is from the annotation of a GenBank genome assembly.
CAAAAAACUAUACAAAUAAUUAAUACAAUAAUGCUUUCAAUGGUAGGAAUACUCAGUUCAGGUGACAUUCCGGGAGCAGUGGAAUGACAAUCGACUCCAGUUUGACGACAUGCAGGGAAAGAUCCAGUACCUGGUGCUCACUGACCCCAACCGCAUCUGGAAACCCGACCUAUUCUUCAGCAAUGAAAAGAAGGGUCACUUUCACGAGAUAAUUAUGCCAAACGUGUUGCUCCGUAUAUACCCCAAUGGGAACGUCCUGUUUUCCAUACGUAUCUCAUUAGUACUUUCGUGUCCAAUGGAUCUCAAAUACUACCCGUUAGACAGACAGACCUGUUCAAUACAAAUGGCCAAUGGUUAUACAACCGAUGACUUGGUGUUCAUGUGGAAAGAGGGUGAUCCCGUACAGGUGACCAAAAAUCUUAAUUUGCCACGAUUUACGUUACAAAAAUAUCUGACAAAAUACUGCACCAGUAGGACUAAUACAGGUGAAUACAGUUGUCUAAAAGUGGACCUGCUAUUCAAGCGGGAGUUCAGCUACUACCUGAUCCAGAUCUACAUCCCGUGUACCAUGCUCAUAUUCGUAUCGUGGGUGUCAUUCUGGUUGGACCCUAACGCCACGGUGGCCCGGGUGUCGCUCGGGGUCACUACCCUCCUAUCGAUGGCCACCCAAAUCUCGGGCAUCAACGCCUCCCAACCCCCUGUCAGCUACACGAAGGCCAUCGACGUGUGGACGGGCGUGUGUCUAACGUUUGUAUUCGGGGCCCUAUUGGAGUUUGCCCUGGUCAAUUACGCCUCCCGGAGCGACGUGCACCAGCAGGCGGCCAAACAACAGCAACAAAUACAGCAACGACAGGCCAAAUGGAGUUUAGAGCAGUCGACCAUCGAGGCUGGAGGUGCCCACGUCGAUGAGGCCAACUACGGACUGCGAGGCGAUGGCUACCGUUCCUGUGAAAUACACGCCAAACCCCACAGACGCAAGAACUGGUGUAAGCGAUGGCUCUCGAAAUUCCCGACCCGUUCCAAGCGAAUCGAUGUCAUCUCCAGAAUAUUCUUCCCCUUUAUGUUCGCGUUAUUCAAUUUGGUGUAUUGGACCACCUAUUUGUUCCGGGACGACCUACAAACUCAAAUCAAAUAGUACCCUAUCUCUACCUCUAUAUACAGUACAGUAGUCCUCACUGUAUAAUACAUACGAAUUAUACAAACCUUGCCACUUAUUAUUUAUUCUGUUAUUUUCUAUUUAAGUUAUUUAAUUGUUAUGGUAUUUAUUUUUAUUGUAAACUACCCUGGUAAAUCUCUCGCUAUGCAUACGAUAUAUCGUAUAGUGUACCACCAGAAAUUAACAAUACUUUA